This is a messenger RNA of Triticum turgidum subsp. durum (durum wheat), 1530 nucleotides long. NCBI's taxonomy places the organism in Eukaryota, Viridiplantae, Streptophyta, Magnoliopsida, Poales, Poaceae. The record is from the annotation of a GenBank genome assembly.
AUGCUUGAGGUGGCCACGCUGCAAAGCCCUAAUCCGGCCGUCUUCAGCCUCGGCGACCACCACCAUGUCGAUGUCGGGUUCCCGGAGGCCACCGUGGAGGAGGACGACUUCCUGCUGGACUACAUCGACUUCAGCACGUGCGACAUGCCCUUCUUCCACGUCGACGACGGCGACGACAUCCUCCCCGACCUCGAGGUCGACCCGACCGAGCUCCUCGCCGAGUUCGCCGACGAGCCGGCGACGACUACGGUGCUGAGCCCGGCGGCAGAGCCGGCGCCAGACAGCUGCGAAACCCACCAUGGCGACGAGGCGAAGACGGCCGUGGAAACGGACCUACCGGCAGAGAUGGACAUGGAACUACCAGAAGGCAAGGGCGAGACGAAGGGUUUGAUGUCGUCGUCGGAAGAGAAAGAUGUGAAGCAGCAGCACGACAACAAGAACAACAACAACAACAACAACAACAUCGUGGGCGAUGAGGUUUGCAGCGCGGUGACGACGGACGAUUCUUCCGCUGCGGUCGGGUCUGAGAACAGCAAGUCGUCGGCGUCGGCAAAGGGGCACAGCAAGAUGACGUCGAAGCCCGCGUCGGCAGCCGCGGCGACCAAGAGCUCCCACGGCAGGCGGAAGGUGAAGGUGGACUGGACGCCGGAGUUGCACCGGCGGUUCGUGCAGGCGGUGGAGCAGCUGGGGCUGGACAAGGCGGUGCCGUCGCGGAUCCUGGAGCUCAUGGGCAACGAGUACCGCCUCACGCGCCACAACAUCGCCAGCCAUCUCCAGAAGUACAGGUCACACAGGAAGCACCUGAUGGCGAGGGAGGCGGAGGCGGCGAGCUGGACGCAGAAGCGGCAGAUGUACGCGGCGGCCGGCGGGCCGAGGAAGGACGCGGCGGCGGGAGGCGGCCCGUGGGUCGUGCCGACGGUCGGGUUCCCGCCCCCGGGGGCGAUGCCGCCGCACGCGGGGAUGGCGCACCACCCCGGCCAGCCGCCGCCGUUCUGCCGGCCGCUGCACGUGUGGGGCCAUCCCACCGGCGUCGACGCGACGCUGCCGCUGUCGCCGCCGUCCAUGCUGCCCGUCUGGCCGCGGCACCUGGCGCCGCCGCCGGCGUGGGCGCAGCAGCCGCCGGUGGACCCCGUCUACUGGCACCAGCAGUACAACGCUGCCAGGAAAUGGGGCCCGCAGGCAGUGACACAGUGCGUUCCGCCGCCGAUGCCUCCUGCGGCCAUGAUGCAGAGGUUUGCUGCGCCGCCGAUGCCGGGGAUGGUACCGCAUCCUAUGUACAGACCGAUCCCGCCUCCGCCGUCGCCGGUGCCGCAGAGCAAUAAGGUCGCCGGCCUGCAGCUUCAGCUCGACGCCCACCCGUCCAAGGAGAGCAUCGACGCAGCCAUCGGAGACGUUUUAGUGAAGCCAUGGCUGCCGCUUCCCCUGGGGCUCAAGCCCCCGUCGCUGGACAGCGUCAUGUCGGAGCUGCACAAGCAAGGCAUACCCAAGGUCCCGCCGGCGGCGACAACGAACUGCGGCGGCGCCGCCUGA